GAGUCCUGGGCAUGCAUUGCUGGGCUGAGAGAGUAAACAGAGAGGCGCUGCUUUAGCUGGCCCUGACACUUACAUUCACGAGAGCACCACAAAGGAUGUCCUGGCGAGAGAAAUCAGCUGAUCAAGCCCUGAAGGAGAAACAGUGCUGCUGACUCUCUGUUAUUCUCUCUCUAUCUCUAGCUCUCUUCUUUGCAAUGGCAGAACAGACUGAUCUCGCCACGGCCCAGACUGUUUACAUCUACAACUGCUCACAUAUGGACGAGGAGGACUAGAUCAGGUGUGAAUUGGCCUGGGCCACAUUCUGAGUUCUUCAUUAUGACCACCAGGGGACGCAGCACUGUACUUCCACAUGCAGAUGCACAUUUGAUCAAACUGACAGGGACCAGAGGAAAGACGAUCUCGAUUAUGACGAGCAGUUUGAACAAACGGCAGAUGACUGUAGUCAACUCCAGCACUCUUGGCCUGAUGGACAGCUCCCACCCCCAGGCUGUCCUCAGUCAUCUGAGUGAACAGCGUUCACAAGGCCUUUUCUGUGAUGUAAUAAUCAUUGUGGAGGAUGUCAAAUUUUGUGCUCACCGCAACAUAUUGGCUGCCACAAGUGGAUACUUUCGUAAUGCUUUCAAAACACCUGAAAUCUACACAUCCAACCAGGUGCUGGAGCUAACAGACCUGAAAUCUGAAGUGUUUGCUUGUAUUCUUAACUUUAUAUACAAUGCCAAAGUGGAGUCAAGCAGUGCAGAGGAAAGCAGGUCUCUGGUGGCAGCUGGAAAGCGUUUAGGAAUUCCCUUUCUGGAAAAGUUGCUGGACUCUGAAAGGCAGAGCUCUGGCCUGCAGCAAAGCCAAGUCUCCGCUGGCAAAGGGAGAUCAAACAGUCAGUCAAAGUUGGUGGACACAUACACAUUGAAAAAAGAGCCCCUCAAGCCUGAGGAAUCAGACUGCUCCAAGGGCCCACGGAUCACCAAUGCUUUCUCCAUCACUGAGGCUGCGGUGGUAAACAACCCAUUCUCUACACUGGAUCACCGCAACAAAGUUGUAGAGACACUAGAGAAAAAUCACCCUAUUUCCAGCUCCCAAGCUACAAGCAUAUCACCCAUAGACGGUGAGCCUGGCCAUGCUCUUUCUGAGCACUCGUAUGCAGUGAGCCAGGGGCAAGAAUCUAACAAUAUCAAAGAGGAUAGCAAGGGAAAUGAUAACAGAAGCAUCAUGCCUGUUGUGGUUCCAGGUAAGACUUUGGUUAACAAUAGACUUGGCCCCAUAAAGAAGCGGCACAUACUUGGUAAAGACUUUCCUCCCUUCUCAAAUGAUCCAGCUGCACAUGUGCCCAAUUUUGCCAGAACAUCUGUAGUUGAAAAGGCCUCUCCUGUCCAAUUGUCUACCUCCCAGUUGUCCUCAGUUGCAGCACCAGAGAUGUAUUCCAGCCUCAAUUUGUCACCACCACCUGACCUUACACCCCCUGAGGAUACAGAGCCACCAUGCCUGAGUCCUCAGAAUACACCCAGUUCCCCCAGCUUCUGCUGCCAGAAAUGCCCUGAGACCUUUAGUGACUCUGCACUUCUCACCAUCCACAUGCAAAUACACAAGAAAUUUGUCAGUCAUUUGUUUUGCAAGUACUGCCAUAAAAAGUUCAUGCAUCUGAAAAGGUUACGCAAUCAUGAGCAGGUUUGUGUGAAAUCUCUGAAAGGUCCGUCAGAGUUAGAGACAAACAAUAAAGAGUCUUCUAGGCUCCCAGUCUCUAAUGGUACCCCAAAUACAAAUAAUGCACAGUGCUCUUUACCUCCACCAGAUCUCGACUUCCCUUUAAGUCUGGACCCCACAUUUACAAGUGGCGGACUUGGUGAGAUGCCUCAGAAUCAAGUUAACGGGACCUUAACAACCAAUGGCACUUCAAGAGCAUAUAAAUGUUCUGUAUGCAAACGGGCUUACGUGACCCUUUCCAGCCUAAAACGACAUGAGAAUGUACAUUUAUGGCAGAGAGCCUACCCUUGCCACUACUGCAACAAAGUUUUUGCUCUGGCUGAAUACCGCACCAAGCACGAAAUCUGGCAUACAGGGGAACGUCGGUACCAGUGCAUCUUCUGCCUGGAGACCUUCUUGACCUACUACAUCCUCAAGAAUCAUCAAAAGUCCUUUCACGGCAUUGAUCCACGGCUGGCUGUCAACAAAAAAAAGGCUAAUGGUGGUUUGAAGAGUUGCGUCUACCCCAUAAAGCUCUACAGGCUUCUACCGAUGAAGUUCAGAAAGAAACGUUAUAAGUCUUACAGUCAGACAUACUCAGAGGAAAUCGAGGGUCAUGAAGAGUCCUUAAGUGCCCCACUGGACAGCUGUUCCUCCCAUGCUAUUUUCAACAGCACAGUGCCUAAUUCAGAUGUUGUUAGUGGUCAAUCAUUAUUUUCAAUGCCAGUGACAUUCAUGGCCACUCCGAAAAUGAUGGCUUCAGAAAUGCCUCGAAUAACCUUUGACCAACCGUGUGACCAAAACAUAGAAUUUCCUAUACCGUCUGAGAUGGACCAACCUCAGAAACGUCUCUCUACUGAUUUCAGAAAAAAGUCUGCCUUACCAGGAUUUAAUGGCAAAGGGUCACCACUCUUCAGCUAUAGAUUCACAGAUUCUUCAAAAGCAGUACAGAAAAAUGCAGGGUCCUCUCUGGUUACACAUGACAAUGACACUUCUUUAACCAAGAAAAACACAGAAAACAGUACAGAUAUUCUUCCAUUCAUCAACAUACCGUCUGUCUGCUCCUUUGAAGGGUUGAGCAGGCUGAGUGAACUGUCAGCAGCUGCCCAAACCAUUGAGGACAUGGCUAAUCAACUGCUGCAAGCAAGGCCAGAGAGCAUAACGCAGGAUCAAUCACCUAGUGGAAUGACAGAAACUUACCUUGCUAAGCCUGCAUGCCCUGGUCCAUCAGUUGACAACCAGGUCCUCCCCCUCUGCCAAAUAACAGUGAAGAUAGGCAACGAGGCGAUCGUUCGACGUAAAAUAAAAGGCUCAAAUCUGUUUCCAAAGAAGAGGAAGAGGAAAAGUUUGAGGCAAGAGGGCAUAGGUCACAGUAGCCCUGCAGAGGAUAGUGUUGGAAGCCCAAGUUUGCGGCUGAGAGCUGAAGUUAGAACUUCUGUUAUAGAAAAAGAAUCAAAUGAUGACCCUGAAACUGACAAACUAUGGCGUCCUUAUUACUCAUAUAAAUCUAAAAAGAAGGGUAAGAAGCUCAGAAGCAAAUGGAAAAGGAUGAAACCUGCGAGUUGCUACACUAGGCCUUUGUCACCUGAAGCAAAUGAAGACUUCAGAGAAACACACCUCUGUCUAGAUGAUAACAUCUCAUCAGAGGACUAUGAGGUCAGGAGGGAGCUGAGACAUAGCAGCCAUAGGGAAGCUUUCCCCUGCCACAGCUGCAAGAGCUCUUUCUCUAGCCAGACCUCCCUCAGUAUGCACAUCAUCAGCUGCCAUCAGCCAGGCUGUAGAAUAUGCGGUAAACAAUGUGCCCCUGAAGACACAUCCAGCACAGCUGGGCCCACUGCAGAGUAUAGUGGUGACUUUAUCUGCAAAUGUUGCUCUGAGGACGGCUCCUGUUUCAGCUCAGAAGUGGCUCCCCACAGUCUUAGCACGGAAAAGCGUUACAGAUGUUCCUAUUGCCCGCAGCGGUUCCUUUACCUUGCCACCAAAAAAAUCCAUGAGAAGAAACACCUAGAGAAGUCAAGUAAAGGACACUGUUGCAGGUAUUGCUCAAAGGUAUGUAAAACAGCAGUGCUAUUGGGUGUGCAUGAGAGCAAGCACUUCAUGGCAGAAGAUGGAGAGGAUCCAGACAUGAUAUGUAAAACAACAAGUUCAAUUCUUCCAGGUAAAGAGCACAAAGGUCAAAUUAAACCUGAGCCUUGGGAAAGUACUUAUACCUGCCCAAAGAUCAAGCCAAAAAUCGGGGAACCCAUGGACAGAGAAACUGAGGGUAGUUAUCCUACAAACACCAAUGUCUACAAUAAAACAUCUCUGCUGAAUCCUUAUGUAGCAGAGAGGUCUUUCGCUUCAAUUUCUCCAGAGAUGAAGACAAAAAAGUCUAAGAAAAAAAGCAUUUUGGAAUGUUCUAAAGGAUCUGGAUUUGAGAGGCACAGACAAAACUCUUUGGGGGCUGUGAUAUGGGGUGAACAGGAUUGACUCCACAACACAAGUACUGACUUUAUCCAGGCAAGCUCGUAAUCAAAGGAGCCACCCUACAGUUGCCCAAGUCAGAGCAAAACAUUUGUGUAAAGAGGAACCUCCUCUUCACCCCCACCACAGGAAGGAAAUGCACUGCCUGCUGACGUCACAUAGUAUAAUAAAAUGACUUAAGUUACAGGGUAGGACAUGCAAUGUUUGAAAAAAAAAAAAAAGAUUGCAUCGAUCUUGUAUCCAGCAGAACUUGUGAGAUGUAAAUAUAGAGUAUUUUUGUUCUUUCACAUAAUACUAUUAGUAGUUUUCCAUGUUUUUCUAUGAGAAGAGAAGUGGUUUUAUUUUUGUAUGUUUUUAUUUGUCCAAGUCAGGUGGAUAUUCCCUAUCUCAUUGCUCAUUGUGUUGUACUGUAGUCUAUACAUCAAGUAAACUUAAUGGCUUGCAGCACCUUACCGUGAUUGUACUUUUAUCAUAAUAUAACAAUCUAUUAAUCUUAUUUGGUGCACAAACUUUCAUUGAUAACAUGCAGAUAAAUGCUAUUUGUUUCUAUUAAGAAUAUUCCAUACGUUAUACCUUCCAGUUAUUCAAUUACAUCGUUGAAUCAUUACAAUCCUAAUAUUAAAUAAAAUAAUAUAACACAUAAGUCACAUGUUAUUAAGAAUAACAAUCAAUGUUUUAAAAUAGCAAGAUGGUAGCCACAGUAAUGAAUGAUUCUGAUUAUUAUAUAAGAAUGACUGUUUUCUACAAUUAAAGUUAAAGUUUGUUACAUCCCAUUUACAUUUUAUGACACAUCACACCAGUCCUAAAUACAAAGAGAGCGAGAGAGAGAGAGAGAGAGAGAAUGAGUGAAACAGUUCCUUUUCCUCUUGAAACUGCUGACUUGUAAGUGGGAACUCUGUUUAUUCAUUCAGAUUCUCUCUCUCUCUCUCUCUCUCUCUCUCUCUCUCUCGCACACUCUCUAUCUUUGGGGCCCAGUACUGACCCAUCUGAGAAGCUCAUUACCGUUUCUCUGCCGGUCCUCCACACAAUGCAGCAUUCACAGUGUCCCGUCUGGGCCCACGUGACACCAGCCCCAGAUGUUCUGAACGCUCCCCCGUCUUGAAACCCACCCUCCCAAAAUACAUACUCAUAUCUGGGUAGCAGGUUUGUGCCCACAACCAAACACAUAUAAAAAAUAUGUCAGUGAAAUUUUAAUUCAUCUAGGUCAUCAUGGUUCGGAAUGUCUGCUUGUUCAUUCAUCGGUAACUGUGUUUUGCAUUUGUUAAACAAUGCCACCAGACAGCUUAUCAACUACUCAUCGGUUUUGCAUGUCUUAUCCAACAAGAAGAGUCCUGCCAAUCUCCUCAAAUAUGAAUGUUUCCUCUUUUACUGAUGCGACUAUUCCAGAAGGACUUGUAAAACCUUUAUAUUACAUAUGGUACAAAAGUUGUUUUUUUUUCUCUCCACACAAUACAGUGACAUUUCACAAAGUUUAAGAGUGCAAUCUUGUGUGAUGCAGAGGUGGGAGAGCAAGAAGUCAAUGAAGCACAUAUUGUGCUUACAAUUGUGGUCCAGUCUGCUAUUCGGUGCAUAGAAUCCAGUGUAGCAAAAUAAAAGGUAUAAAAGUAGAUUACCAUUAGUUAAAGCUUCUGAUAGUUAACUACUAGCAGUAUUGGUUAGAUUACUUGGGUAGAAAUGUAAUCGGGUACUGAUUACAAAUUACCCAACCUAAGUUGUUAUCAGAAAUGUAAUAUUUUACGGUAUACUUUAUAGGUUAUCUAAUCCGAUUACUUUUAGAUUAUUGCAUGUUUUGGUGAAAAUCUAAUUUUAAGCAUAUUAGUAACAUUAGUACAUAUUAUAAAUAUGAAUCAAACUACAAUUUGCAAUUUGUCAGUCGCCUGAGUCACUGACUUUAACAGUUAAGACUAAUUGCUAAUAUAAUCACUUUGAAAUCAUGUAAUCCAUAAAACAUUUUAAUCUGAUUAUGCACAUUUAAAAAUGUAAGGUUACAAAUACUUGAUUUUUGUAAAUUGAUUAUGUAAAUUAUGUAAGAAAAGACUGACAGGAUUAUUAUGCACUAAUCCAGUUGGUUGCAUGCUUGGGGUGGGAGAAUGCUUUACAGUUGUUGUCGAAAGAAUGACUGAAAGAAACAAUCGCUGAUAUCAUCUGAUUUAGCCUAUUGAUUCUACAGAGCAUAAAACCAUCAUUAAACAAAUGUCUCCGAAAAGUCUCUUUCUGUUGGC
Molecule: messenger RNA, 6359 nt
Organism: Xyrauchen texanus (razorback sucker)
Lineage: Eukaryota; Metazoa; Chordata; Actinopteri; Cypriniformes; Catostomidae
Product: zinc finger and BTB domain-containing protein 38-like
Exons: 3
Coding region: 316-4143 (1275 amino acids)
Biological process (GO): regulation of immune system process; negative regulation of transcription by RNA polymerase II; regulation of cytokine production
Molecular function (GO): protein binding
Source: RefSeq, a predicted model, not a curated record